AUAGCAUUUAAUUUAAUGAAUGAAGUGGAUGUUGCAGAAACUGAAGCAAAAAUAGCAGCAUAUGAAAUGGAAAAUAAAGAAAGUAUUGCAGCAAAUCAAGCUAAACUACUAAAUGAGCAAAGAUAUAGAAAUUAUCAAGAUGAAUUAGAGAAAAAAGAAAGAGAGCAAAAGAGGGAAGAAUAUUUGAAACAAUUAGAAGAAGAAAGAAAGAUGAAAGAAAUAGAAAAGUCUGACAUUAUUACAGAACUUGCAACAUCAAAUAAAUCUGCUCAAGCAGUGAUUCAAGCGAGACAAGCAACUGCUCUUAAAAGAUCUUCUGCUCUUCGCCAGCAGCAGCAGCAGCAACAACAACAGACAGAUAAUAAACUGUUUAUUCCCUCUUGGAUUACGACAGCAAUGGAAGCAGAUGUUGAUAUGAGAGAGAAUGAAGCAAGAAAUUUUGAUCCACUAGCAUUACAAUAUGAAUAUACCUCCGGAUAUACCGUGCGUGAAAAUUAUAUGGAUUCAUCUACAGAAUAUAUUCAUAAUAAUAAGCAGGUAAAAGCUGGUGGAUAUCAAGCCAAAUUUGCACACCAACGUGCAUUAAUGGCAUCAUUUACAGGCAUCUUAUGUCAGCCUGUAGAGUAA
Messenger RNA from Cokeromyces recurvatus, 627 nucleotides. RefSeq names its product CDK-activating kinase assembly factor MAT1-domain-containing protein. The transcript has 2 exons. The record is from RefSeq and is a predicted model, not a curated record. NCBI's taxonomy places the organism in Eukaryota, Fungi, Mucoromycota, Mucoromycetes, Mucorales, Mucoraceae. Gene Ontology annotation, cellular component: transcription factor TFIIH holo complex. Gene Ontology annotation, biological process: DNA repair; regulation of cyclin-dependent protein serine/threonine kinase activity; regulation of transcription by RNA polymerase II. The annotation marks the transcript as partial.